AUGCUCAGCCCUGCCCAAUAUCAUACCGCGAUAGAGGAUAUCCUUGGAUACCAGCCUCCUGAGGUGCUGAAUAGGCCGAUAUGGGAAUUCUUCCACGCCGACGAGCUCUCGCAGGCGCGCACAAUUUAUUCGCGUUCCGUCCGACACGACAAGGCCGCGGGGCUGAACUAUUUCCGCAUCAGACAUAAGAAUGGCUACUGGGUUGCAUGCGAGUGCGUUUUUACCGUUGUCUGCGACGUACUCAUCGCCAGCACCAGUAUCUACCAUCGGGGGAAGAGGAGCCAGAUGCGUGCCGCCGAUGCUCCCGUCGUGCGCCGGCUGUUUGCAUCCUCUUCUCGCGACCCGCGCUACCAUAUGCUAAGUUGCAUGUCUACGAAAUUUAAGCCGUCACCAUCACCAACCAGUGGCUCUCCGAAUGGCUCACACGAACCGCGGGCGGCGCUCUUCCUCAACCGCUUCACUCGCUCUGCAGCCGUCAUAUAUGCCACCCCUAGCGUCGCGAACGUACUAGGCGUAUCGGCCGCGUCUCUUAUCUCGACGAGCUUCUACUACUGUAUCGAGGAAUGCUGCCUCCCACAGGCCGUACAGUGUCUAGAGAGUGCAAAGGCAAAUGAUUCAAUUGCUUAUUUACGUUUUUGGUUCCGCAACCCAACCGACCAGCGAAACACGAACCCAUAUCCAGAACGACGCAGACGAUAUACCAACCUAGACACGAACAACAACGACUAUUACCCCUCUCCAUCUCCAUCGCCAUCAGCUUGCGGGCCAGGGUGGGGGUCUGGCCCAGAAUCAUCUUCCUUUGAUAGCGCAUCGCCUGCAUUACCGGGUCUACAGCAACGGCCUUCAACGUCGUGCUCGAAUUCGCUUCCUCCGCCCAUCGAGCUUGAAGCAAUCGUCUCCUGCUCCUCUGACGGGCUGGUAGUUAUCGUACGACGCGCAAGACCACCCAUACCAGGCUCCGUGAAACAUCCUAGCCACCCGAUCUACGGCCGGGGUAUGUAUUUCCCCCCUUCACUACUGCCGAAUCCCAGCGAGAAGUCGAUCUAUGCCGCCAUCGGCUCUUCCGGCGGAUCAGACGCUGACGCCGAUGCUGACGGUAUGGGUGAGCGUCAUGGAAGUGGUAGUGGUAGUGGUAAGGGAUUAGCGCCAGGCGGUCCUGAGCCCGAGGUCCUGAUGAACACGAUCCGCGACGCGAUGCACACAUAA
Arthroderma uncinatum is the source of this 1206-nucleotide messenger RNA. RefSeq lists its product as uncharacterized. The record is from RefSeq and is a predicted model, not a curated record. The transcript is spliced from 3 exons. NCBI's taxonomy places the organism in Eukaryota, Fungi, Ascomycota, Eurotiomycetes, Onygenales, Arthrodermataceae. Gene Ontology annotation, molecular function: protein binding. The coding region runs from base 1 to 1206 and encodes 401 amino acids.